AGAUAAAAAGUAUGUUUUUUCUCUUAAAGGAAGGGUAAGAGUUAAAGCCUGAAAAAAGGGUUUAUGGGUCACAUGUUACGCAGACUUCCUGGCAAGCGAAGAAUUAGAAGAAUGUUUCAGCUGUAGGUAUAAGCAGAGAGGGAACGCUGCUGACCAUCAGGCAUAAGGGCGCAUUCACCAUAACCGAAGCGUACAGAUAAUAGAUAUGUCUGAUUUUAAAAUUCGCACUCUUUUGGUCACCGGAUCCAACCGGGGGAUCGGGUUAGAGUUUGUGCAGCAAUUUGUGAAGAGUCCAAACCCCCCAGACCAGAUUUUUGCAGCCUGCAGAGACCCGGAUGCCCCGCGGAGCCAGGAAUUAAAGAAUUUGGCUGAAAAGCAUUCAAACGUCGUGGUGAUUCAGCUUGAUGCAACCGACGGAGCAAGCAUUACCGAGUCGGCAAAGCAAGUGGAGAAGCAUUUGAACGGCCGAGGCUUGGACCUUUUGAUUAACAAUGCUGGUGUCCUCCACCCAAACACCCUGCAAACGCAGACCGCAGAGGACAUGAUGGAAGUCUACAGCGUAAAUGUCGUUGGACCUAUGCUGGUGACACAGGCAUACUACGAUCUGCUGAAAAAAUCUGCCGCGUCCAAUGGAAAAGCCGCCAUCUUUAAUGUAUCCAGUCUACUUGGCUCCAUUGAACAUGUACCUGGUGUAUUCGCAGACUUCCCAGUUAUUUCAUAUCGCUGCAGCAAGGCUGCCUUGAACAUGCUGUCAAGAUGCCAAGGAGAAGGAUACAAGCAGGAUAACAUUAUCUCUGUUGCUGUACACCCUGGCUGGGUUCAGACAGAUUUGGGAGGAGAGAGGGCACCACUCACAACAGAAACCAGCGUUGUGGGAAUGCUAAAGGUUAUCUAUUCCCUCACCAUGGACCAGAGCGGCACCUUUGUUGAUUGGGAAGAAAAAGCUGUUAAAUGGUGAUCGCAAAUCUACAUGAGGCUUCGCUUUCAAUGAAGAGCAUUAUACCAUGGCUUACUUAUUAAGAAGUGUCUGUUUCCUAUAAAUAAUCCUAAUACAAUCUAUUUGGAUACAUUAUUGAAUACCAUUAAUAUUUGGUAACAUUAAAUUGUUAAAGAACCUCUGUGCAGUUUUUUUAUUUCAUAAUACAUAUACAGUCUAUGGCAAGGCCAGGAAACUGAUCCAGUAAUAAACAAGUCAAGUGCCAAAUCUUAUCUAGGAUGGAAUAGAAUGCAAGCCUCUUGUGCAAGCUCUAAAACAGGGCAGAUGGGUGCUAAUCUCAAUCAAGCCCUUUUGGCUGGAUGUAAAUCAGAGGUAUGUGGUCAGUUUGGUCUCUCGUACAAAUAAACAUUUACAUGUUCACAUCUGUAAA
Molecule: messenger RNA, 1367 nt
Organism: Spea bombifrons (plains spadefoot toad)
Lineage: Eukaryota; Metazoa; Chordata; Amphibia; Anura; Pelobatidae
Product: C-factor-like
Exons: 6
Coding region: 206-958 (250 amino acids)
Source: RefSeq, a predicted model, not a curated record